Molecule: messenger RNA, 738 nt
Organism: Closterium sp. Naga37s-1
Lineage: Eukaryota; Viridiplantae; Streptophyta; Zygnematophyceae; Desmidiales; Closteriaceae
Source: the annotation of a GenBank genome assembly
AUGGCAUCUGGCCAAGAGAAUGACAUGGCAAGGGAGGAAGGGCCCACUGCACCUAAUGAGGUGGUGAACAAUGCUGCUGAGAUUGACCUCAAUCAAGAUGAGGCAAUGGCUGACAUUGAGCUGGAUGACAUUGAGAACCUGGACCUGGAGGAUGAGGAUAAUUAUGUUGAACCUGAUACUUAUGUUGAAGCUAAUAACCGUGAUGAAGCUGAUAACCAUGGUGAAGCUGAUAACAAUGGGGAGGAGGACAACACCGGUGAAAAGGAGAACACUGGUGAUGAAAAUGACUUCACUGAGGGUGAAGGCAUGAGUUAUCCUACCUCAGAGGAGAUUUUCCAACUCCAGGCUAAAGUGUCAACUCAAAAUAUCACCAUCCUGCAGCAGGAGAAGUCCAUUGAUGGACUCACAAAGCUGAAUAACAAGCUUAAGGGUGAGUUGGGCGUUGUCACGAGAGAGGCCUGCCAAUUCUGUCGCAGCAUGGGCACUAGAAAUCGCCAAAUUGAGGAGCUUCAGGAUAAUUGCAACAAUAUGCAAGCGUCACUCACCAAGCUCCAUGAGCAGUUGAGGGAUCUUAGGAGGGAGGACAUUUACCAGCCUCCUUCUGGGCGUAGGCCUGCUCCUGCUGCUCAGCCGGCACCCGCUCCGUGUGCACCUCCACUGGCUCACGUUACUGCACCCACUCGUGCAUUGGACGAGGUGGCCCGCAGGGCAGUGUAUGGCGCUAAGAAGCAGGCGUAG